Molecule: messenger RNA, 480 nt
Organism: Portunus trituberculatus (swimming crab)
Lineage: Eukaryota; Metazoa; Arthropoda; Malacostraca; Decapoda; Portunidae
Exons: 2
Coding region: 1-480 (159 amino acids)
Source: RefSeq, a predicted model, not a curated record
AUGAAAUCGUGUGUCAUUUGCGGUGCAACUAACGGAGAUGUGGUCCUUCGACCUCAGACGCCCAAGGAGGAUGUUCGGAGUAUGCUGGCCAAGUGGGCUUCGAAAGGCGAAUUCGUAGAGGCCCACAGGAGGUCCUCUAGAAGGGACGAUUGGUCCUGGCACCGACAGUGCAUUGCUAAAAUCCAGCCCCACAAAUUCGCGAGGCAGUACGAAGAUGAACAACAGGACCUUGCGGCGGAGGCCCAACCCGGACCUUCAAGGCCUGACACCCCGCCGCCUCGAGUCCCCCGCCGUAUCAGCGCUCCUAUUCCCCGGAAGGAAUGCUUCUUCUGCGGUGAUGGAGACAAGCCAAAUGAAGUCCUGCACCGGGUGAGCACGACCGGGAGUGCCAAUCGAAUCAUUGAGGCGGUCCACAAGGAACGAAUUCUGCGUGGAAAAUCCAGCUUCCUCCUGACCUCGACGUCCUGGCUGCCGACGUGA